Molecule: messenger RNA, 3467 nt
Organism: Haliotis rubra (blacklip abalone)
Lineage: Eukaryota; Metazoa; Mollusca; Gastropoda; Lepetellida; Haliotidae
Exons: 9
Coding region: 66-3467 (1133 amino acids)
Source: RefSeq, a predicted model, not a curated record
AUGUCCAGAACAAGCGACUGGAAGACUUAUCAAGGAAGCUGGAUCGAUCUCAGUUAGACUGUGAGAUGCUGGAGACGCAGUUGAAGUCGUCGCUGCAGAGCACAGAGCCACUUAAACAGACCCGUGUUGACCUUGAGGCCAAGCUGAAGGUCAAGGACAGAGAGAUCAUCAACCUGAAGAACAGUCUGGAAGGAGCAGAAAUGAUGAGGAGGCAGUUCGAGGCUCUGAUUGCAUCUAACGAUAUUCUGUCUAACGAGGAGGACAAGAAACAGAGGGAGAAGAAGAUACAGUCCCUUGAAUCCAGCAAUUCCCGAUAUGCAAACCAAGUGAAAUCUACUAAAGAUGAGCUAAAAUCCUUGAAGUCAGAGCUUUCAAGAUCUUCAAAACAUGGAAGAGAUGUGGAAAUAAAACUAAGUAAAUCACUGACAAAACUGGAAAAAUAUUGGAAACUUCUGAAGGACAAUGAUUUAUUGCCAAAGGGGGAGCGGAAGCCAAACAAAUCCAAGGUCCUUGAUGAGUCCUUGUGGGAGACUUCACAGGAGGAGGAGGAUACAGGAUCACUGAUUGGUGAAGUCUGUUACCAUCUGGAAGAAGCUGAUCAAUCAGAUAACAACGACGAUGACGUACAUGGAGAUAAUGCAGUGGAUGAUGAUGUUGACUUCAUGGAUGUUGGUGGUGGAGACGUUGAUGAUGAUACAGAAGAUGAUGACUACCCAUCCAUAGAUUUCCGCUUCACAUUCAGCCCCAUCUGUGCACCAGUGUCCCCGCUGCCACCGUCACCAGUGCCGGCCAAGCAAAUGAAGGCAAGUUCCUCAGCAACCCCCUCCUCGUCAAUAGCAUAUGAGAAUGAGGAUUCGAUGGACAUCAUGGCUGAAAGCCUUCAGUCUCAACUUCUUGAAGAUUUAACUGCUUCCAAAGCAAAAUCUCUGCGGCGAUCUCCAAGAUUAAAUAGAGGAAAAGAUAGGGCCCUUGUUUCCUCUUCUGAUGAACCAGCUGAAAGCUUCAGGACAAAUAGAGUCAAGACGCAGAAGCUACAAGAGAGUAAAGCUGAACAGCAAGAUAAAGGAGCUGAUAAGACGGCCAUUGAGCCUAGUUCCAGGCUACAGAAUAGGCUAGACUUCGGUGAAUCUGAAGGAUAUGAUCUGGAGACCAGUCUGCCAGCUAUUUCAGAUUCCGACGAGGAGGUGGAGGAGGGGACAGUUUAUGAUGGAAACAGGAAAGGUUCUUCUCCGUUUCCAGUGCAGAACUUGAUCGAAGACAUGAAGAGGCUAAAAGAGGUAGCUCAGCGUACAAUGUCUGUUGAUGAGGAGCAGGAAGAAUCUGUGAUGCUGAAACUGAGACCCAGGAACACCAAGGCGUCCCUGCAGCUGAGCCCUCUCGCAGACCUCACUGGUACAAGGAGUCCAUUGUCCUCAGCUAAGUCUUGUAGUACAGAUGAAAAAGAAAAUGUAACUGGAAAUCUACAAAACAGACCAAUGACGCCAAAAAGGGUUUCAGGAACAUUAUCAAAAUCUGAUGAGCAUGUGAGGAGUGAAGUGAGCAGUCAGACUGAUCGAGUUACAAGAUCUAUGAGUCAGCCAGCUGACGAAAAGACAAAGCAGAAUGAACAUUUGGCUCCUCGACCAAAGUCUGCCAUGGCGAAGAUGGAAGAUGGUUUCUUAACACCUACACCUCCAAAGUCAAAGAAAAUGCAGCCAACUUCGCCAAAAACUGGAGCUGAGCAGUCACCAAAGAAACAGACUCGCACACGAACAACAAGCUUACCAUCAGAUUUGUCAGAUCUUGAAAGUUCAACAGUAAGAAAGUCACCAAGGUCAAGGUCAGAAACACUUAGCAGUACUGACAGUUUACAGUUGAAGAAAUCAUUACGGUCACAAUCAGUUGAAAUGUUGCAUCAUAAAGAUGCAGAAAGUCCUGUGAGAGUUCUAAGGUCAAGGUCAAGAGACAUUUCUUCAGAUUCAUCCGAUAGUAAAGUCAGUCAAACAGGUUCUGUGAAACAGAAAAAAGAUCCAUUUGUGAAAAAGAAGGCUGCAAAAGAAGAGGAAUUAAAGCUGGUUCUUGACAUUAAAGUGCAAAAUUCUGAAACAUUGAAUAAUAUUGGAAAGUCUGAUGCAAAGGGACAUGAAAAUGCAAAAUGUGCUACCCCAGAACUGAAACAGGGUCCUGCAUUUGCAAAAGAACAAACAGAGAGUGAUAUUGUGCUUGGGAUGAAAUCAUCCAUCACUGAUGAUGUGAUGGACAUGGAGGCCAUGGUUUCAGGACAAAUAGACACGGAGGAAGCAGACAGGACAAUUGUUGAGGGUGGAUCAGAUACUGUGGAGUGUUCGGAAACUGUGAAGGCUGCAGGUAAUACAGGCGACACAUCAGGAAUGGACAUCAAGAUAGACUCCAGCCCUGACUCUCUGAAAACAUCCAACCAGGCUGCUGAAAAGAAGCAUUCAUCUUCUGAAAGUGAUAUUUUUUCAGAGAAAGGUCACAAUAAGCACAAUCUGGAUGAAACUUUGAAAGGAUCAGUGUCCAGUUCUAAAACAGUUACAUCAGAAUCUGUCAGUGAUAGUUCUGGGUCUGUGAGAACACCAGUGAAAUGUUCCAAACCGGAAUCAACUCCAGGAACAAUGACAGGCAGCAGUGGUUCAAAUUUCAUAGCAAAAAAGGCAAAAGCAGUGUCAUUACCAUCAAAGAGAAUGUUUUCUUCAAAAUCUGAUUUUCACAAACAGGUAAUGUCUUCUGAUUCAUGUGAUACAGAGGAAGAAAACCAGAAGAAGAGAAAACAGAGCACACAGAAGGGGAAGAGUCCAAAGAUACCUGUGAUUGACACAUCCUCAGAAUCUGAGACUGAUGAGGAUGAGAGCACAAAUGCUAAAGAUUCUGGAGGUCACCUUGGGUCAGAUUCUUCACCAGGGUUGGAGGCUGAGUCUGACACAGUCCAGACUUCACCUGGAACCAGGACGUCUACGCAGGAGAAAGUGGCAGUCAAGGCUGUUGUAUCCUUGUCAUCCUCUGACUCUGAGGUAGAUCACACUAAAGGAUCUGUACCAGGACCACCUGCGAGGAAACUGAGGAAAACAUUCAACACCAAACUCAGGGGCAGUGGGAAGAAGACCUCUUACAAGGCUACCAGGAACCAACAGAAAGUUUUCACAUCUAAAGAAUUUAUUUCUACUGAAUCAGACAGUGAUGGGAGUGAGAGCAUACAGCCCAAGAAAGCUGAUAAGAUACUUGAUGAUAUUCCAUCUGUGAAUAAUGCAAGCAAAUCCUUUCUCUCUGAACAUAAUAUGGACAGAAUGGAUUUGGUCAUGGAAACUAAAUCUUUAACUUCUGCUAAAAGAGAACGAGGAAAAUCUGGUAAGAUCUUUCAAGAUAAAAAUUCAAAGCCAAGUUCUCAACAGAGCCAAAAUAAUGCUUCAAGAGGUACUUUCCCCUCAGAUAGAGUACCGCCAGGUUCUUGCUCUCUAGUCAAGAGAUGA